This is a messenger RNA of Saccharomyces paradoxus, 3231 nucleotides long. It is a transcript of the gene KIC1, whose product is annotated as putative serine/threonine protein kinase KIC1. The transcript has a single exon. Gene Ontology annotation, molecular function: ATP binding; protein serine/threonine kinase activity. The coding region runs from base 1 to 3231 and encodes 1076 amino acids. Lineage: Eukaryota; Fungi; Ascomycota; Saccharomycetes; Saccharomycetales; Saccharomycetaceae. The record is from RefSeq and is a predicted model, not a curated record. Gene Ontology annotation, biological process: protein phosphorylation.
AUGACAGCGAAGCCGCAAAUUAAUAAUAAACAGGGUGUAGCAGAAGGUGAGAUGGAUGUGAGUUCGCUUUUCAAGAGAACGGAAGUUAUUGGACGAGGGAAAUUUGGUGUGGUUUAUAAGGGCUAUAAUGUGAAGACUGGACGAGUGUACGCCAUCAAAGUGUUGAAUCUAGAUUCCGACUCUGACGAGGUGGAGGAUGUGCAGCGAGAAAUUCAGUUUCUAGCCUCUCUAAAGCAGAUUUCCAAUAUCACGCGAUAUUAUGGGUCGUAUUUGAAAGACACAAGCCUUUGGAUCAUAAUGGAACACUGCGCUGGUGGCUCACUGCGUACGUUGUUGAGGCCAGGAAAGAUCGAUGAGAAGUACAUUGGAGUUAUCAUGAGAGAACUUCUCGUAGCGUUAAAAUCCAUUCAUAAGGAUAACGUCAUUCAUCGAGAUAUCAAAGCUGCGAACGUACUAAUCACCAAUGAAGGUAAUGUUAAACUGUGCGAUUUCGGUGUCGCUGCGCAAGUAAACCAAACCUCUUUGCGACGUCAAACUAUGGCUGGGACCCCCUAUUGGAUGGCUCCGGAAGUGAUUAUGGAAGGCGUUUAUUACGACACUAAAGUAGAUAUAUGGUCUUUGGGUAUAACAACAUACGAGAUUGCCACUGGGAAUCCGCCUUACUGUGAUGUGGAGGCUCUAAGAGCCAUGCAACUAAUCAUCAAAUCGAAACCACCUAGACUUGAGGGCAGAUCUUAUAGUUCAUCUUUAAAAGAAUUUAUUGCGCUUUGUCUUGAUGAGGAUCCAAAGGAGAGAUUGUCAGCGGACGAUCUUUUAAGAUCAAAAUUUAUCAAGGCCCACAAGGCGACCCCAACCUCCAUUUUGAAAGAACUAAUAUCACGAUAUUUACUAUUCAGGGACAAGAAUAAAAACAAAUAUAAAUUAGAGGGGAGUAUACCAGAAAACGAACCGUCAAAACCCAGUGAAACUCAAAACCAAUCACAAUCUGGCGGGGGUGGCGAAGCACAGAAGUCAAUAGCGUCAAAUGAUAACGAAUUUCCCAAGAGGGUCAACGAAGGUGACGUGGAAAUGAAAUGGGAUUUUGAUUCAUUAAGUUCGUCGGACUACAUUAUUGAAAAUAACAUCAACCUCGAUGCUCUAGCAGAGGACAACAACGAGUGGGCUACUGCCCAACAUGACCUGUUCAACUAUGCGUACCCUGACGAAGAUUCUUAUUACUUCGACCCGACAAGUCAUAACACUAGACCGUUAGUUUAUCAAGGGACAACGAUAGGAAAGGGCUAUCCCGGUACGAUAGCUCAGAAUUCUACUUUAAACGCACCCAUAACAAAUAACUAUACGAACUCAAAAUAUCCUUCCAAAAUGGUAGCUGGAACUACAAACACCUCUGGAACACAUACGGCCGGUCCAAUGACAUCAUCCAAAAAACUUGAAAAUAAGGCUCCAAAACAAUUACUUGAACUUUUUGAAGACAAUGAAAUCAUUACUGGUGAAAAUGAUGCCAAUACAGAGGCUCCCAAAAUAAACAAAUCCAUUUCAUCUCUGAAUGCCGGUAACAAUUCACGAGAAGAUUUUAUUCCUUCGAUAUCCAACGAGGUCAACGGAAGUAUCAAUAAUAAUAAAAUACGGCCACAUCUUCCACCUUUAUCGAGUGGGAACAAUUAUUAUAGCCAAAGUACACCUGCUUUGCCACUGCUCCAAACAAAGUUUAACAAGACGUCAAAGGGCCCGCCAACAAGCGGAUUAACUACCGCCCCGACGUCUAUUGAAAUAGAAAUUCCUGAAGAACUACCGAGCAGUUCCCUACCGACACCUGCGAGCGCCGAUCCAGCUUUGAUACCGAGCACAAAGGCCAGGUCAUCUACAGUGACGGCUGGCACACCUUCGUCAUCUAACUCCGUACAAUAUAAACAAUCUUCAAACUUGCCCAGGCGGUUAACCGUCAGUAGCAAUAGACCGGAGCAUUGCCCAAGCACCAUAACAAAUCAAAAAAUGACGUCCACAAUGGCUUCUACUACCGGAAUCAGCUCCACUGCUUCAAACAACAACAAUAAUAAUUAUAGCAACAACACUGAUGGCGAAAACUCAAGAGGAAGCAGCGGUAGUAACACUGCAAAUAGCAUACAAAUGGGCAUAACCAACUCGGGUAGUUUAACAAAAAUAUCUGCUCAUAAAGCUUCUUCACCUUCAAGGCCACUGUUUGGAGUUGGAACUUCUCCUAAUAGGAAACCGGCAGGUUCCCCCACCCAAAACAUCGGACAUAAUCCCACUCACAUGAACCUUGCGCCUCCUCCUACUAUGAAACCAAUGGUCAAUAGCAAAGACAGCAAAGACAUUCUCCUGCAACCUCUGAACAGUAUGGGCAGUUCUUCUACCAUUAACACUAUUAGUGGUAAUAUUGGUAAUAAUACGACGUCAUUGACCUAUUUUUCCAGCGAAAAGGAAAGUUCAAGGGUCAAUGGUGACUUCAAGCGCAACAACCCAAAUUUAAAACUACAAAUGCCAUUACCUACACCUGUUGUGAGAAAUAAACUUCUAGACUCAAAUACAACAGCCCCGCAGAAUAACAAUGGCAUGCCAGGAAGUGCCGGCAUAUCCACGAACGAAAAUAUUAAUCAAUUUGGGUUUAACACAAGCAGCGCAUCCAACAUCCCUGUCUCGAUGACUCCAAUUAGUGAAAAACACAUUGAUUUUGGAAGCAAGAUCAAGAGGAGUCAAAGCAUCUCUAACAGGAAGAACUCUUCUGCUUCAGAACACCCAUUGAAUAUUCUUGGCUCAUCCGUUUCCGGUAAUGCGCCCGGUAACAACAACGGUGGCUCUAACAACAGUGUUUCUCUUCCUGCUAACGCUGGCGCUACUACUACCAAACCUAAUGCUACUGCUCUCGCCACUGCAAGUUCUGCCGUGGCAUCCACAGUAGCUCCAAUUUCACAACAGAGUAUUCCACCCGGAACACAGUUCAAUCAUAUCCUGGGUUCGACUACAACUGCUGCAAACUCGGCUAAUUCUUUAGGUCUCACUAUGUACCCUCCUCCACAGAGUUUGCAAAUGGAAAUGUUUUUGGACUUAGAAUCGUGUCUGCCAGGAAAACAAAGGCGGGUAGACAGGAAGCCCCAGGUUCUGAAAGAGUUAGAAAAUCUCUUACAAAUGUUCGAAGAGGGAUUGCCCUGCAUUGAACACGCUUUAAAGGAACAACUUAUAUCAACGCCUAUCAAGGACAACGAACAUUAA